Messenger RNA from Rhizophagus irregularis DAOM 181602=DAOM 197198, 1559 nucleotides. RefSeq lists its product as uncharacterized. Gene Ontology annotation, molecular function: ATP binding; protein kinase activity. Lineage: Eukaryota; Fungi; Glomeromycota; Glomeromycetes; Glomerales; Glomeraceae. The record is from RefSeq and is a predicted model, not a curated record. Gene Ontology annotation, biological process: signal transduction; protein phosphorylation. Gene Ontology annotation, cellular component: cytoplasm.
AUUGUUGCGGGAAAAGUAACUUUUAAAAAAACAUUUCCAAACUAUAUGAUAUAUCACAAACGAAGUCCCUAUAAAAUUUUUUUCAUAAAAUGACCACGUGUCAGUUUAAAAAAAUUAGAAAUAUGAUCAUUUAUCAGAGUUUUUGCCAGAAUUUUUUUAUAGGGAGAAAAAUUAAUAAUAAUAACUAGACGUUAUAAUGGAAGAGAAUUUAUAUUGUCAACAAAGAAAUACUUUUACUCCAAAGGAAUUAGAGAAUUGUCCGGAAUGUAAUAAACCUAGGAUUUCUUUUGGAUGGUGUAAGGAAUGUGAAGCUAAUUCUAUGAAAGGAAACUUUCUUUAUUGGACAUCAGAAAAUGAAGAGAUUGACAAAUUAAUUCAACAUACUCAAUUGAACGCAACCCAAGUUUGUGAUUAUUUAGAAUGGAUCCCUUUUGAGAAAUUUGAAAUGGUUAAAUAUAUUGGUAAAGGUGGAUUUAGUAGUGUUUAUUCAGCCCUUUGGAUGGAAGGACCCAGGUGGAUUUGGGAUGACGGGGCGCAAGAAUGGUCUCGAGCUGGGCCAAUGAAUGUUGCCUUGAAACGUCUCGAUAAUUCACAAGGCAUUUCAAGUUCUUACAUUAAUCAGAUUAAAACAUACCAUAAAUGUUUACAAUCGGUUUCAUUAGCUGGAACAUUUGGUAUUACAAAAGAUCCAACAUCCAAUUAUAUGAUUGUAAUAAAGUAUUACGAAAAUGGCAACCUGUAUCAAUACCUUGAUCAUUGCAAUGGAAUUCUCUCCUGGAGAGACAUGAUCGAUAUGCUGUGGGGAAUAGCAGGAGGCCUUGAAAGGAUUCAUUCCGAAGGAAAAAUCCAUGGGAAUCUUCACGGAGGAAAUUUACUUAUUGAAGACGAAAAAGUUUCUACAGAUGCUCGAAUUAGUGAUGUAGGACUCCAUGGAUCAUGCAAUGAUGAGAAUAAAAACUCGAAUCAAAAAUAUGGAGUCUUGCCAUAUGUUGCGCCAGAAGUUCUACGUGGAGAAAAUCAUAGUACUGCCUCCGACAUAUAUUCAUUUGGUAUAGUUAUGAAUACACUUGCAACCGGAAGAAGGCCUUGGUAUAAUAGAGCACAUGACAUUAGUUUGGCAAUAGAUAUUUGCGACGGUAAAAGACUUGAAAUUCCUGUAGAUAUGCCAAAAUUUUAUUCGGACUUAAUGCAACAAUGUUGGGAUGAUGAUCCAAAAAAACGGCCAACAGCAUCCUAUUUAAACGAAAAGCUUGGAGAAUGGAUCAUUCUAAUAUGUGAUGAUCCAAACCCUUCAGAAAUUUCAGACGAGAACUCUGUAGCCGAGGAGAAAAGAUGGAAAAUGGUUUCUCAAUUGCCACAAAAGAAUUCUCAUCCUGAAAUACAUCCCGAAGCAUAUUAUACAAGUAUUCCUUUACCUUGCAAAUAAUUUAAGUCAUUAUACUAAUCCGAAAUUACCGAAAACAUUUAAAAUGUUAAAUUUAAUGAUUAACCAAUUCUAAUUUUAAUUACGCGUUAUUCAAUAGAGUAUACCUCUUUAUUUACUGUAUGUAUAUGUAUGU